Molecule: messenger RNA, 18992 nt
Organism: Corythoichthys intestinalis (scribbled pipefish)
Lineage: Eukaryota; Metazoa; Chordata; Actinopteri; Syngnathiformes; Syngnathidae
Gene: spred1
Product: sprouty related EVH1 domain containing 1
Exons: 6
Coding region: 725-2092 (455 amino acids)
Biological process (GO): negative regulation of MAPK cascade; multicellular organism development
Cellular component (GO): membrane
Molecular function (GO): protein kinase binding
Source: RefSeq, a predicted model, not a curated record
UGAAAAUGGAGUUCGAUUAAAGCAGAUGUCCACCAACUUCUGAGGGGGAAAUUUAAACUAUUUUUUUCCUCUCGCUUCUAACUAGCAUUUGUGCAGGAACCCCGUUUAGGGACGCGACUACUCUCUUCAUCCCUGUCUUGCAUUCCCCUCCAGGCGUCGUGGUUGCCUUUAAGCGGACAUUACUCGGACACGUUGGCGGAGCGAGGCUGGCUUUCUAACAAGGCGCUGUUUCAAGUGUCGUCCCGGAGCGCUCUCAAGUUGGCGAAUGGAUGCUCGACAGUCAGCCACGACUAAUACGCAGCCGAACGUGACGGGCUUCAACACUUUCUGCGUUUUUUGAGGAUAUAUCCACAAGCAGCCGGGGCUAUUUUUAUUUAUUUUUUCUCACUAAAAAAACGGAGCUUGCUUGGAAAGAAGAUGGCCAGUUUUGUGCCUUGGUCGGAUUUUACUUCCAAGGAGAAGAAGGCGAAAUUGUCAUUCUUCCUCCUCGCGAUUUAACGGCUAACGCUAGCUCCAUUUCUUUCCUUUUUUGCUCGCUUUUUUUUUUUCCCACCGCGGGGGUCCGUUUUUACGCUUUUUACUGAGCACCCCACCCUGAAUAAACACCAAACUCAAAGACUGUUGUACGCAUGUGGAGGAAAAUGGUGAAUAUUGUGCUAUUUUAUCCCGCCGUCACAGCGCCGUCGAUGCUAGUGCUAGGACUCGGAUCUCCGUGAGGAAGAAAAUGAGUGAAGAGUCAACAAAUCCAAACAACGAUGACAGUUAUGCGCGUGUGAGAGCAGUGGUCAUGACGCGGGAUGAUUCCAGUGGAGGGUGGCUUCCCCUAGGCGGUGGCGGCCUCAGCUGUGUUACCGUCUACAAGGUCAGCCAGGCGGAGGACAGCGGCAGCGCCCACAGUGGCGGAACCCGGGGCAGCACCGGCAACCUUAGCCCUUGUAGCCCCAGUCCGACACCCAGCCCAAGUCCCAGUCCCAGUCCCACGGCGGUGGAGUUUUACAUAAAGGGGGAGCGGCUCAAAGACAAGCUGGUUGUACUGGAAUGUGUCCUGCAGGAGGGCCUCGUGUACAACAAGGUCAACCCAAUCUUCCACCACUGGAGAAUUAAUGACAAAAAGUUCGGGCUGACCUUCCAGAGCCCUGCCGACGCUCGCGCCUUCGAUCGGGGCAUACGCAGGGCCAUUGAAGACAUCGGCAAAGGCUGUAAACCAUUUGGCGAAGGGGAUACUCAGGAGGACGGACUACCAGCUUGCGAGGAGCCUCCUUCUAUCUGUACACCCAUGAAGGAGCCCUUCUCCCCUCUGAACAAUGUGGUUUCAACUGAGCCCUUCAGAGGCUGCUACGUACGUGCUCAGCCCUUCGACGAGUUCUCCUCCAGCAACCGACGCUACCUGCCGCCACAGGUGUCAUUCAAGUCAACACGCCAUGUCAGCUUUCACAUGGACGAAGAGGAGAUCGUCCGCAUCAACCCGCGCAAGGACGUGCUCAUUCGUGGCUACGAGGACUACCGCCACCCGGUCAUGUGGAAACAGGACGCAGAGCGAGAGGACCUGGACUUCCCGCCAGCCUUCCACAAACCAGACAGUAAGAAGUGCGAGUACCUCUUCCCCGACGGCCCCGGUAUGGACCCCCACUCGGGCUCCGGCAUGCGCACGGGCAUGGGCCUCGGCCUUGGCAAGGACACGGCCAUCAAGACUCAGCCCUCGCCGCUGCUCAAGUCCAAGAAGGGGAGACGGCGGCGGGAGGACGGAGAGCGCUCGCGCUGCAUCUAUUGUCGGGAGAUGUUCAACCAUGAGGACAACUGGCGGGGGCAGUGCCAAGACGCCCCCGACCCCAUUAAGCAGUGCAUCUACAAAGUCAGCUGCAUGCUGUGCGCCGAGAGUAUGCUCUACCACUGCAUGUCCGACUCUGAGGGCGACUUCUCGGACCCGUGCUCUUGCGACACGUCCGACGAGCAGUUCUGCCUGCGCUGGCUCGCCCUGGUGGCGCUCUCCUUCAUCGCGCCCUGCAUGUGCUGCUACCUGCCCCUGCGUGCCUGCCACCACUGUGGCGAGGCGUGCCGCUGCUGCGGGGGCAAGCACAAGGCAGCCGGGUGACCCCGCGCCACCCUUGCGGGACACCCUCAAAGCUAGCUAACACAAGAAGUGGAUCAAAGCAGAUCAAUUCAAUGCCGGCAUCCUUUUUUUCCAAACCCCGCCCACUCUUGGGGACGGGGCGGAGUUGUUGAUCGCCAGCUCUGAGGGCUUUUGGAGAUUUCAGUUUGCGUUUGUUGCCGACGAGCUGAAGCGGAGGACAAACCUGGGCUUUGCGGCGAGCUAAAUCCAGAAGAGGAGUUGAGGACUUUGAGAUUAACAAACUUGGAGAUGUUACUAAACGCACCACACCACACAUUGGCAUACAAAUCGCCGAACUCUACUACAAAAACGUGUAACUUUAUGAAGGAAACUUGUCUUUUUGUACAGGGACAACAACAAAACAACUAUUCAGAAAAAUAAUUUGCUGUUUGAGUAUGCUAAAAGGGAUUCAUACUGUACGUGCUUAUGCUUAUUUUGUGUGACGUUGCAGUUGAGUAACAGUGGCCUUUCCUUCCCCUCAUGACAGUGUAAUUAGUAGUCAGAAAAAAAAAGCGUGCACUAGACAUGACGUCACCCCUUACCCUAUUUUCCCUAUUUAGUGUCAUUUAAACAUCAGCGCGGUGCAUACACGGCCACUUCUCAGGCAACAGCCUCACGUUGACCAUUUUGUUUGCAUUCCAAUAUAAAGGGACUCAUUCCAUUUGUUCGAAGGGAAAAUGGUAACUUUAUACCAUGUUGACUUUCCCACAAAACUCCCCACAAAUGUCAUGUAAGAUGACAUCUUUACAAAUAGAAAUCCCACUUAUUUAGUGCUUUUUUUAUGCGUCUUCACUUUCUGAUUCAAAGCUGAAAUUUUGCUCAACCAGCAAGUUUUGUUUCGGUGCGUGAGGGAUGAUGGUGCUCCUAUUUUAUUUCUCUUUACAAAACAACCAGGCACUUAAAAAGAGGCUGCUUCUUCGAUUGAGUUGUCCUUCUCCGAUUAUGAAAUUAGUCCGAAUAAAAGCACUGCACUCAAAAGCUUUUGGUUGCAGCGCCCCUCCACAUUCCAAAAAGUCUUAUGUUUCUCCCUAAAUUACCGGUAUAUUUUUUAUUUUGUUCUCCUUUGUGUCCAUUCUCAUGUCACCAGUCCACUCCUUCAUGUGUCUUCGUUUCAAUAAGCCCCGAAUGAAUGAGCACAUUGUUUCAGGAAUGUUGAGUAUCUCGGCUAAUAAGAACAUACAGUUGGUGUGUCUCCAUGCACACGCGUUUAUGUGCAAAAAGGCCUUCAUAUGCACUGGUUAUGUCCUGACUGACGACUCUUUUGACAAAAACAUGGUAAAUAUAUUUACUUUGGGGAUAUUCCAGGCUUUUCUGUUCGUGUUUAAAACUUUAUUUAAGCGUUUAUUAGCACUGACAUUAGUCUGAACAACAACAAAAAGAUGGUUAAAGAGAUCCACGGAUAGAAAGACUUGUAGUUCUUAAAAGAAAAAUGUUAUUAUGCGUCAAAAUAAUUUGAUAUUGAAACCGUUUUCGUUUUUUUACAAUUUGUAAAAUUAAUUUAACUAGUAAGUCCCCAUUGUUGUUGACGUCACAUGGUUACGCUUUUGAGCUUUCAGAGUAGGACUUUAGCGACACAAACAUUAAGGGUGUAACGGUACAUGUAUUUGUUUUGAACCGUUUCGGUACGUGGUGCUCGUUUCGGAAUGGAAGCGUACCGAACGAGUUUCUGACGUAAUGUAACCCUUACUUUUCGAGGCUGUGAGUCAAUCGGGUUACAGUUUCUUUGUGUAGAUCAUAUUUACUCCGUCUUCUGUACUAUAAUGAGGACCAACACGGUAGGACGGUAUAACCCAGAAACGUCAACGGCGCAACAACGUGGCCGCUGCGAGAACGCAGUGAAAGCGGCUCAGCACGACGCACGCGAAAAGAACGGCGGAGUUUAUUAUUUGACGCGAGACGCGACCCUCCUGCGUCAAUACUACUACCAGUAGCUAGGAUCGGGCAGACCGGAAGUCACUCGUGUAAAAAUACGGUGGAUCCGGUCGAUUUUCAAACUAAUAUGCAAUCGUAACCCACUUUUUGAGUCCAUCAGAUCUCUUGAGUGGUAGAUCGGGGUACAGUUGACUUGUCUUUGUUGAUUUACUGCUGUCUUCUGUGCUAUAAUAAUAACCAACACGGCCCCGUGUUCAAUACAAAACCCUCCUACCACAACAAAACAAGUAGGAACUAAUAUUCACAAAGGAACUAAAGUUAUACAACAUAAAAUAUACAAUAUAAAUGAAUACUACAUAAGAGCUCAUUUAAAUAGAAUAAAUUGAAAUGAGCCGAAACACCUGUAAUUAAAUAAUAAGAAUAAUACACAGAUCCUGCUUUCACAAUUAAGUUGAUUAAUUUCUGUGUGGCGCUUUAACUUGAGAAAACCCACCAAUAAAGCUUUUGAAAACCGUUCAUAAGAAAAAAAAAAAUGAUUCAUUUAGACAUUUCAUUUGUAAAAUACAUAUAAAAUCUUUGUCAUUGGGAUUGCUUUCCUCUUUAGCACAGGACUUCUUUUUUUCUUUCAGAAAGAAAGCUGACCAAUACUCGGCGUCUGAAAGGCAAAUUGUUGUUGGGUUAUCUUUAAAUACCCGCUACUUUUUGAGCAGAAUUCUAGCUUUGUAUGGGCUAAUGUUCCUAUUGUUGAAAGCACAAAGGUGUGUAAUAAACAACUAGCACAUUUAUAUUUUUCAAUUUGUUUUCUUACUGUACCGAAAAUGAACCGAACCGUGACCUCAAAUCCAAGGGUACGUACCGAACCGAGAUAUUUGGGUACCGUUACACCCCUAAUAAACAUGUCAUCUGUUCAACCGUUUUAAUUUGAACCCGAGAGGAAAAUUAACGAGCAGGACAGCACUGUCGACAUUUCACAAAACAAGCAGCAAAAGUAAAAUGAACAGGAAAGACGAGAUGAGACGAGAGUAGGGGGGAAAAAAACGGUGUUCUGCCAAAAUGUGCUACACCGGCAAAACGUCCUACAAGAUACGAAUUUGACACCCAAAACACUACCGUUCGCUUUCAGCUUGUUUUGUUUAGGUGCAUACAGACAAAAUGUCCUAAAGAUGCAUUAAGACGGUGGUCUCCAAACUAUUCCACAAAGGAAUAGUUUGGAUUUUGUUCCACAGGAUUUUGUUCCAACAAAACAAGACGACACCUUUGCACCAAUCUGGUGUUUCACAAUUCAGUUGAUUGCAGCCAGGUGCUGCUUGUUUUAGGAGAAACCUCAUUGGUUAAACUGUCUGAGCUCGAUCGGUAGGAACAAAAACCAGGACCCACAGCGGCCCUUGAUGACUGGUUUGGAGACCCCUGCCUUAAGAAAAUAUUUCAAUGUCGUAAUAUCAAAUAAGGGAUGUUUUCAACAAAAAAAAAAAGAUACAUGACUAAUGUGGUCAACAGAUCGACAAUCUGCUGUAAAGCUACCAUAAGAAAAAAAAAUGCUAAAAGUAAGAGAGAGAAACACAUGGUUAAAGUAUUUUGAGGCAAUAAAAAGGUAAUAAAAGACUCAAUAAAAACAAAUAGUAAGUCCUCACCACUUUUAACCGAUGUGCGCAUGUGUUUGACGUCUCGCCGCGUAAAAAACCAAGGCAAGCAAAGACGGGAUCGAGAGCGUUGUUCUAGUGAAAGUGACAAACUACAUCAUCACCCCGAGCGUCCAUUGCGCUCAUAAAACAUGGCGCCCUCCGUAGAUCGCAACCUGUACUAAAUAUUAAGGAAUUUUAAAUCACUGGCAAUAUUUUUUGUUUCCAAUAAUAUAGUAAAAGAGAACAAUUGUGGCUUAUUAGAGCCUAUAAAUCUUAAGUCCGAGGUUCCUUUUAAAAUACAGGGAAAUUUUCUGUUACUGUUCCUUACCAUGGUUGUUGGUUUCUUAAUGUAGAUUAAAAUACAAGCUAAAGACUCCUGGAAAUGGAGGCUUUAUUUUUCUGCUUUUUAACCAAUCUUCCCCUCAACACAUCGAGUAUGGCCGAAAACAAAUUUCUAUUACGGGGUUCCACAGUUUAAGAAGUUUUAUCUCAGAUUUCCAUAAGUGUAGUCCUCUAUUUUCUUUUGUUGUUUAUCACGAUCCUUUGUUAUUGCUGUAGUAAGAGAAAUCCUAGGCCACGAAUAUAAAACAAAUUUGUCCUCUUAUAUUGCGUCCAAUUAUUACGCUGUUCAGCAAACUAAUUCAUUACAUGAAGUUUGUAACUUCAUAACCUUUAUAUGGACCUCCUUAAACAGGAUCCACUUAUUUCCUGCAUGUUAGAUGACUGGGAAUUUUGACAGUUCCCCCCUUAAUGUGUUGCAAACAGAUUAACGGCAAACGUGACUGACUAAUUACCACCACAAUAAGCUGACGAAGAUAUCUGUGUGAAAGACUCUUUAGAUUGGCUGGUAAAGUUCCCAGAUUUCACGAUCACAAAGUAUCUCUCCAUUGACGUGGACAACUUCCAAACGAUUGUGGUCUUUAGACUCCAAACUGCUGUUUGCAGCUAAGUAGUACACUCCAUUUUGACACCAUUGCUUUCAAGGUGUGAGGAAUCCACAGUCAAUUCCUCAAGCAUAUUCUUUACUAUCAGAGGUGGGUAGUAACGCAUUACAUGUACUCGGUUACAUUUACUUGAGUAACUUUUUGAGAAAAAUGUACGUCUAAACCAGGGGUGUCCAAACUUUUUGCAAAGGGGACCAGAUUUGGUGUGGCAAAAAUGUGGGGGGCCGACCUUGGCUGACGUCCUUUACGUAGAACAAUAUAUUUAAGCAAAUUUUAGCAAGCCGUUCUGUGUGUCACAUUUGCUUUAUUAUAGGGCUGCAGCUAUUGACUAUUUUAGUAGUCGAUUAUUCGAUGGACUAGUUAGUUCGAAUAAUCAUGAAAAAUUAAAACACCUGAGCUGAGCCUCAAACGAUAUAAUUUUUUUUUUAAAAUGAGGAUCUGUGUACAACAAAAGAACAAUUGGCUAACUUGGAUAGAAAAAGUCUGCUAGCUUAAAUGCUAUAAAAUGCUAAUUUUUUUUUUAUUUAUUUAUUUUUUUUUUUACAUUGCUCUUAACAAGUGGUUCAGACACAUAUUCCCACAAAAAACGGCUAAAUAUACCUACAAACUAAAUUAAGAAUGCAUUAAAAAUCAUUUGCUCAAACAAAAGCUUAGCUUAUGUUGGUCUUAACACUUUUUUUUUUUUUUUUUUAAUAAUUUCAACAAUUUUGCAAAUAGCCUUUGUGGCGUUCUCUUUCGACUCUCGGGCUCUUGCGAAAUACUGCUGCUGUGAAAUUAAACUAGCUUCAAGUUGCUUCAAUUUCUCGCUACGUAUCUACCCUGUAGUCUUGUCGUACAUGUCAGCGUGUCUUGUUUGGUAAUAUCGCCUCAUAUUGAACUCUUUAAAAACAGCGACUGUCUCUUUGCAAAUGAGGCAGACACAGUCGUUGCGUAUUUUAGUGACAAAAUAGCCCAGUUUCCACCUAUCCCUGAAGCUCCAACCGUUGCAGCCAACUUUUUUUUUUUUGUUGAUUGUCGACGUUUUAGAAAAUUGGGAGUAAAGGGUCACAUGUGGUAAUGUUGCUUAGAGUGCUGCUCCCCUUUAGUGGGUAAAUGAGGAACAGCAUUUAGUGUGUAAGCUACUUCAUAUGCUUGUAGCAGUACUGCUGACCAAUUUAUUAAGUCUGUGUGCGGGCCAGACGUUAUUGAUUUUAUGACAGAAGCUGGGGGCCGGAUGAAAUCCGACCACGGGCCGCAUUUGGCCCCCGGGCCAGACUUUGGACAUGACUGGUCUAAAUCAUACUUUUUACUUGAGUAGAUUUGUCUAGAAAAAAACACUACUCUUACUCCGCUACUUUGGGCUACACAAGAGUCAUUUACCAUUACAUUUUUUCUCUUUUUUUCUACAUAUUGGAUUUAUUAUUUUUUUGCCAGCUAAGAGUAGCUCUACUAAUUUCACCAAUGAGAUGUCGCAACAAUAAUCACAUGACUACAUUACACCAAUCAAACACAAGCUUGCCAUUCUAUGAUCACGCCAUCCUCUUCAAUCACGUGGCGUCUUUAAGCACCAUAAAAAAUAAAGUAUUUGACAUAGAGCGGAACUAGGAACUAUUUUUAGCCACUAGAGGGCACUCAUGCUCUUUGUACGAAAAAUGCUUAAUUUCUGGGCAUAGACUUCAUAAUAUAUUGACAUGACGGGGCGCAGGGCCGAUCCGUAGGGGGCCUAUUUUCAAAAACUUCAAAUAUUUUCAAAACCAAAGCUGCUACCGACCUAAAACCAACACAGGCACCUACCUUUACCAUAUAUGAGUCUCCAUGAGCAGUCAUUUCCUUGUAAAAUCCAGAUAAUUUUUUGUAUAAAUAUAACACAACUUAAAAUGGCUAUAAAGUUCUCAGAUUUUACACUAAAUACACAAAAAUCACCAAAUGCAGAGAUAAUCAUAUGGCGGAAAAAUCUCAGGUGACUCAAAGUUUCGCUCUGAGACCCACAAUUUGACCAACUUUCAAAUUGUCGAAUAUGCAUGUGUGAUACAUCAUUGGAAAGCUUAAAAUCUCAAUUUUCUGGGGGAAGAAAAAUUUUGAACAGGAGAGCAUUUUUAAAAAAAAAAAAAAUUUUUUUUUUUUUUUUAAACAGCAAAACCCUAACUGGAUGCGAGAGCAGAAUUAAAGACGCCACGAUUUUAACGAGAUAUUAUCGCAUACUUACCUUGUUUCGAUUCAAAAACUCUAUGUAGCAUGUAUCACCGAGUGUCAAGACACGGCUGUGAAUGGCUAGAGCCACAUUUUCGGGGGAUUUUAUGGGUGAAACAUGGUAAUAUAACAAGGGACGCAAUGCAGAAAUCGCAGACAACAAGGAGUGGUUGAGAUUUUCUUUUUCAUAUACAGUGGGGAGAACAAGUAUUUGAUACACAGUCAAUGGGAAAAACCAUUGGCAGUGUAUCAAAUACUUGUUCUCCCCACUGUAGUUACCCUUUUAAAAAAAGUUUUUUCAAUUUUUCUUUGUUUGGAUCGAUUAUCAUCUAACAUAUCGGGGAAAAUGCGACAAUUACAAAAAUACAAUUAAGCGAUAGUUAUGAGGUAGACAUCCGUACUUUUUUACAGACGCCAAAUUUUUCAAUGUGACGUUAUUUGUUUAAAAGUUUAAAAUAUGCGACUGAAUAAUUUUUUUAAGUCGUUUUUUUUUUUUUUUUGAUUACAUAUUAGACAUCAAUUAAUGAUUCUAAGCUAAAAAUGACAGACAUUUUGAAUAAUAAAUAUCACUAUUUUUUAUGGCUAAGUUGAAACAAAAGCGGUUGUGUGACGUCUGUAGACGGGGGUUUUCAGGGUAAAACGGCCAAAUUAAUAAUAGUUCGGGGGCUUAAUGCGCUAUGAAUCUGCUAUGGCAGCAUAUAGCCAUAUUUUUCUAUCAAACACAACAGUUGUUUUGGCUUAAAAUACUGCAGUUUCUUUUUAAGAGGUGUGCAAGAGCAGAAACUGCUUUUUUAGUCUUGUCUGUGUUUUUGCCCAAAAUAGCAACUUAACUUUUUUUCAACAGCUAAUAAGUCAUUCAAUUUUCACAUCAGAAACUUAAUACUUGAAGAAAACAUGCAGAAUCAAUUAUAAAUAAUUUAUAAUUAUAUUAUAAAUAAAUUCUAUAUGCAAUCAAAACUUAUUAUAGAAUAGAAUAGCCCUUUAUUGUCAUUACACAGUUGUAUAGUUAUAUAGUUGUAGUGAAUGAGGCUAGCGGCCGCCUGACGUAAACAGAGCUAUUCUAGUGAAAAUUCUUGUGAAUAAAUGCUUAAACCCCAAAAUUCUUCAUAGAUAUGGACAUCAAACAGUCUUGAUUCUUGGUUAAAAGCAAAGAAACAGUGCAGUUAGCGUUUAUUUUACGUAAAUAUGUCGAAGUACAAUGCUACUCUGUUAGUGAAUGAGGCUAGCGGCCGCCUGACGUAAACAGAGCUUUUCUUGUGAAAAUUCAUGUGACUAAAUGUUUGAUCCCAGAAUUUUUCAUAGAUAUGGACGUAAAUCAGUCUUGAUUUUUGAUCAAAAGCAAAGAAACUGUGCAGUUAGUGUUUAUUUUACGUAAAUAUGUCGAAGUACAAUGCUACUCUAUUAGCGAAAUAGGCUAGCGGCCGCCUGAUGUAAAUAGAGCUUUUCUUGUGAACAUUCAUGUGACUAAAUGUUUGAUCCCAAAAUUUUUCAUAGAUAUGGACGUAAAACAGUUUUGAUUUUUGGUCAAAAGAAACUUUGCAGUUAGUGUUUAUUUUACGUAAAUAUGUUGAAGUACAAUGCUACUCUAUUAGCGAAUGAGGCUAGCGGCCGCCUGACGUAAACAGAGCUUUUCUGAUGAAAAUUCUUGUGAAUAAAUGCUUAAAUCCCCAAAUUCUUCAUAUGGACGUAAAACUGUCUCGAUUCUUGGGUAAACGCAAAAACAAAAAAAUUGCGCAGUUAGCCUUUAUUUUACUUAAAUAUGGCAAACUAUGAUGCCAAUGCAGCAGUGGCUGAUUUCUCCCAUUGAUUUUUUUCCACAAUGUUUAAAAACGCAUGCAUGGUACGAAAAAAAUAAUAAUUACCUUGAAUCCUGGAACAAAUCACUCCUGAGACAAUCCUUCCUGUUUGUAUGCGGUACAGCUUUCGUACUUCUUCAAAAUCCAAGCUUAAAUCCGGCAUGAGCAUGUGCGUUCUUGGAAUGACUAUUACUAACCCUUUAAUCCCAGCAAUAUGAAGCAAUCAUCAGAGAAUUCCAAAAUUUGAAAAAUACGGUCCUCAUGAAACCUUUUUUUUUUUUUUUCAAAUUUGUAAAAAGAAAGUCAAAAUGAAUAUGUGUAAUAAGCGCUCAGAUAUCUAUAACUAGGGUGGUUCCGAUCGUGUUUUUUUGCUCCCGAUCCGAUCCCAAUCGUUUUAGUUUGAGUAUCAGCCGAUCCCGAUAUUUCCCGAUCCGAUUGCUUUUUUUUGCUCCCGAUUCAAUUCCAAUCAUUCCCGAUAAUUUUUCCCGAUCAUAUACAUUUUGGCAAUGCAUUAAGAAAAAAAUGAGUAAAACUCGGACGAAUAUAUAUAUUCAACAUACAGUACAUAAGUACUGUAUUUGUUUAUUAUGACAAUAAAUCCUCAAGAUGGCAUUUACAUUAUUAACAUUCUUUCUGUAAGAGGGAUCCACGGAUAGAAAGACUUAUAAUUCUUAAAGGAUAAAUGUGACUUUUUAUAUUGUGACUAAAUAUUGUCAUCUAGUGUAUUUGUUGAGCUUUCAGUAAAUGAUACUGUAGCCAUUUAACUUCUGCCCAAAUGCAUGACUGUGCGUCGUGGUACCAAUUGAUAUAUCUUCUCUGCGUUGGGAAAUAACAUAGGGUGUUAAGAAAAAGAUUAACUAUUACCUUGCUUCUCCACCUAGCUUCCCACGAUUAUUCCAGUCGGUGGGAGAGGGAUUGUAAGGCUUUAGCCAUCAAAAAAAAAAAGGCUCCAAAGGCUGCUAAAAUUCACUCUACUCAUUUUACACUGCCUUUUAGCUCUAUAUACUGUAUGGGUAAAACGCCACCAUUAUAGAUUGAGCGCGACAAUGCGUGAGUGGGUCGUGCAGCGCAUGCGUUAAUUGCGUUAAAUAUUGUAACGUGAUAAAUGUAAAAAAUAUUAAUUCUCGCCGUUAACGCGAUAAAUUAGAUAACCCUACCUUAAGCUUAAAUUAAAGACUCUGGAAGAGUGUAACACAUUAUGUCUGUAACGUUAAAUACAAUUAGAAAAUGAUUUAAUUAAUAUAUAUAUUAGGGCUGUCAAAAUUAUCGCGUUAACGGGCGUUAAUUAAUUUUUUAAAUUAAUCAUGUUGAAAUAUUUGACGCAAUUAACGCAGAUGCCCCGCUCAGAGAGAUUCAAAUGACAGUACACAGUGAAACGCUCACUUGUUGUGUUUUAUGGAGUUUUGCCGCCCUCUGCUGGCGCUUGGGUGCGACUGAUUUUAUAGGCUUCAGCAUCCAUGAGCAUUGUGUAAGUAAUUAUUGACAUCAACAAUGGCGGGCUACUAGUUUAUUUUUUUGAUUGAAAAUUUUACAAAUUUUAUUAAAACGAAAACAUUAAGAGGGGUUUUAAUAUAAAAUUUCUCUAACUUGUACUAACAUUUUUCUUUUAAGAACUACAAGUCUUUCUAUCCAUGGAUCGCUUUAACAGAAUGUUAAUAAUGUUAAUGCUAUCUUGUUGAUUUAUUGUUAUAAUAAACAAAUAGUCCUUAUGUACCGUAUGUUGAAUGUAUAGAUCAAUCUUGUGUCUUAUCUUUCCAUUCCAACAAUAAUUUACAGAAAAAUAUGGCAUAUUUUAUAGAUGGUUUGAAUUUCGAUUAAUUACGAUUAAUUUUUAAGCUGUAAUUAACUCGAUUAAAAAUUUUAAUUGUUUGACAGCCCUAAUAUAUAUAUAUAUAUAUAUAUAUAUAUAUAUAUAUAUAUAUAUAUGUAUAUAUGUAUAUAUAUAAGGUAUGUCCGAUAUUUUUUUGCUGAUUCCGAUACUUUGAAAAUGACGUGAUCGGGCCCGAUCGAUCGGGACAUCUCUAUCUAUAACCCUUGCUAAAUCCUGUUUGUUUUUUUCAUGGAACCUGCAGAUGCAUGUGUUGAGUUGCAUCCAUUUAAAAAAAAAUUGUUUUUUAAUGUCAAAAUUCUGAAUUAGUCUCAAAAUCGUGAAAUUUUAGGUGUAUCAAAUGUGAUACAUUUGGCAAUAUAGGGCUAAAUGAAGCUCAGCCCCCCCCAUGGUAAGGCGUGACGCAAAGAAUGACGCAGUGUCAGGUCAAUACAGUUUUGAAGUCUAUGUUCUGGGUUUUAUUUCGCUUAAUGUAAUGGGUUAUUGUACAGUAUCAUUAUAACAACAGUUCAUAUAGAUAACCUUGUGCUGGGAAAAAAAUCAAACAUCGUAAGCAGUUCCUCAAAAUGUUAUUAAUUACUUGAGUUUUCUUUUCACCAAAUCAUUUUUACUUGAGUACAUUUUUUGGGAUGACUUACUUUCACUUGAGUAAUAUUAUUUUAAAGUAACGCUACUCCUACAUGAGUAAAUUUUUUGGCUACUCUACCCACCUCUGUUUACUGUCCAUUAACUGAAAAAUGUGGCACUCAGCAAGAACCGUAACAAUUUGGGAGACAAAACAACUUUUUAUUAAUUUUUGUUCUUCGAAUCUUUCUAUGCAAACUUCUGACACGGGACACUCUCUUUAGACUGACAAGACACUUGUAUUUUUAUUUUUAUUUUUAUUUUUAUUUUUUAUUUUUUGAGAUACUCAUAGGUAGGAGUAAUAUUAGAUGAUGCCCUCCCCCUUUGAUACCAAACACCUGUAAAUAUGUAACACUGUAUUUAAGUAUUGAUCAUAAUAAUAUUACCUGGCUUGAUUUGUCUUUGAGGGUGUCUACUUAAAGAUAGAGCUGUAUUUAUCGUGGCUUGUCAACAUUAUCUACGGUAGCUUCUAUUGACAGCAUACUUUUGUACAUAGGUCCACCUUUUGUAGUAUUAUUUCACAUUGAAAAGUAGAGGGCAUUUGCAGUGGGUCGGGGGAAAAACUAAACAAAACGGCUAUUGAGCUUCUAAUAAAAAGAUAUUGCUAGUUUUGUACGGUAGACGGAAGAAUAGCGCUAACACGGUACAGGAGUAGCACUCCAUUUACUUUGGAAAUUUUGUAUAUGAAUAUAAAUAUAUAAAUACAUGAAUUUAAGGCUGCUAGAUACAAUCACUAAUUUUAUUGUGCUGUCAGAGAAAAUUAGCUAUGAAUGACUGUUAAACCCUAAUUCUCCAACAGCAUUAAGCUUUUUUUUUUGUUUUGUUUUUUGAAAGUGUGUGUGUGUAUGUAUAUAUGUGUGGGAAUUAGUGUGUGUGUGUGUGUGUGUGUGUGUGUGUGUGUGUGUGUGUGUGUGUGUGUGUGUGUGUGUGUGUGUGUCUUUCCUGUUGUGGAGGUAAACCAAAAUUAGAUGAAGCUGAUUAAAAACUUGCUGGCUGACAAAAUGUAGGAUGUGCAUUUAUAUCUCUGUGAAUAUAUAUAUGUGUAUGUGUGUACAGUGAAAAAAGUAUUUGAACACCCUGCUAUUUUGCAAGUUCUUCCACUUAGAAAUCAUGAAGGGGUCUGAAAUUUUCAUGGCAAGUGCAUGUGCACUGUGAGACAGAUAAUCUAAAAAGAAAAAUCCAGAAAUCAAAAUGUAUGAUUUUUUCAAAACCAAUUUAUUUGUUUGAUACAGCCUGAAAUAAGUAUUUGAACACCUGAGAAAAAAAAUUAAUAUUUGGUACUAGGGUUGUUCCGAUCAUGUUUUUUUGCUCCCGAUCCGAUCUCGAUAGUUUUGGUUUGAGUAUCUGCCGAUCCCGAUAUUUCCCGAUCAGAUUGCUUUUUUUUGCUCCCGAUUCAAUUCCAAUCAUUCCCGAUAACUUUUCCCGAUCAUAUAGAUUUUGGCAAUGCAUUAAGAAAAAAAUGAAUAAAACUCGGACAGAUAUAUACAUUCAACAUACAGUACAUAAGUACUGUAUUUGUUUAUUAUGACAAUAAAUCCUCAAGAUGACAUUUACAUUCUUAACAUUCUUUCUGUGAGAGCGAUCCACGGAUGGUAAGACUUAUGACUUUGUAUAUUGUGACUAAAUAUUGCCAUCUAGUGUAUUUGUUGAGCUUUCAGUAAAUGAUACUGUAGCCAUGCCCAAAUGCAUGCUGGGAAGUGGAACCAUGACUGUGCGUAGUGCUACCAAUUGAUAUAUCUUCUCUGCGUUGGGAAAUAACAUAAGGUGUUAAGAAAAAGAUCAAUUGCUACUUUGCUUCCCCACAUUGCUUCCCAUGAUAUUUCUAAUCCUAGGGAGAGGGGUUAUAAGGCUUUAGCCAGUUAAAAAAGGCUCCAAAGGCUGCCAAAAUUCACUCUACUCAUUUUACGCUGUCUUUUAUCUCUCUAUAUAGGUAAGACGGUGCCGUUACAGAUUGAGCGCGACAAUGCGUGGGUGGGUCGUGCAGCGCAUGCAUUAAUUGCGUUAAAUAUUUUUACGUGAUACAUUUUUUUAAAAAAAUAAUUACCGCCGUUAUCGGGAUAAAUUUGAUAACCCUACCUUAAGCCUAAACUAAAGACUCUGGAUGAGUGUAACAUAUUAUGUUUGUAACGUUAAAUGCAAUUAGAAAACGAUAUAAUUAAGAAAUAUAUAUAUAUUUAAAAAAGGCAUGGCCGAUAUUUUUUUGCCAAUUCCGAUACUUUGAAAAUGACGUGAUCGGACCCGAUCGAUCGGGACAUCUCUAUUUGGUACAUUUGCCUUUUUUGCAUUUACUGUACAGAGGUCAAAUGUUUGAGCUCUCUCCAAAGAUUUUCUAUUGGGUUUAGGUCUGGAGAUCGGCUAGGCCAUGCUAGAACCUUGUUAUGCUUUUACAGAGCCCCUCCUUGGUUUUCCUGGCUGGGUCUUCGGGUCAUUGUCAUGUUGGAAGACCCAGGCACGACCCAUCUUCAAUGCUUUUACUGAAGGAAGGAGAUUGUUCCCCAAAAUCUCACAAUACAGGGCCCCAGUCAUCUUCUAUUUGAUACAGUGCACUCGUCCUUGUCCCAUGCGCAGAAAAUCACCCCCAAAGCAUGAUGCUACCACCCCCAUGCUUCACAGUAGGGAUGGUGUUCUUGGGAUAGUACUCAUCUUUCUUCUUCCUCCAAACAUAAAGUUCUAUUUUCCUCUCAUCGGACCACAAAACUUGCCUCCAUGAGUCAUGACUCCUCUGCAUCAUCCAAAUGGUCAGGCAAAUUUAAGACGGCCUUGACAUGUGCUGGUUUAAGCAGGGGAACCUUCCGUGCCAUGCAUGAUUUCAAACCAUGACGUCUUCGUGUAUUACCAACAGUAACCUUGGAAACUGUGGUCCCAGCUCUUUUCACCUCAUUGACCAACUCAGGUCGUGUAGUUCUGGGCUGAUUCUCCCCCUUUCUUAAGAUCAUUGAGGCCCCACGAGGUGAUAUCUUACAUAGGGCUCCACUCUGAGAUUGACCGUCAUGUUUAGCUUCUUCCAUUUUUUUUAAUGAUUGCUCCAUCAGUGGACCCUUUUUAACCAAGCUGCUUGGCAAUGGCGUACCACAAGCAACACAUCACUUCUGCUCAUUAAUAUUGAUGACGUUAGCAACUCCUGCUAAGGUGGGGGACGCGCUUCCGUUUGUUCCCAAUAGUAAAUGAAUGGAAAUAGUGUACAAAGGAGAUGUUUACAGAGCUAAACCUACUAAUUCUGUCUGAAAAUGAUGUCCCUGGUGCCAAAUUCACUGGUAAAGAUGUGGAAGAACGUACAAACGUUCAGUUAAAGAGAUUGCUUGAGUGUCGAGGGCUGAAAAGGACCGACCUAAGCCUAGCCUUAGCCUCUUUUAUUGACACCUUUUUCUUACGCCACUGACAAUGACAUUCUCCUGUUUCAAUAAUCUAUCCUUUACCACCAUAUGCCCUGUCUUUCGUAUAUAUUAUAUCCUCUGGUUGUCUUACGUCUCUGACCGUUCUUUCGGGCAAUUUACAUUGCUAUUUUUGUGUAGCGAUCGCAAAUGCUUCUCGCUGACAACCAAGGAACACUUUUAAUGUUUUCAUUAAAAACAAAUUUUAAUUCUACAAUUUAUUUACGCUUCCAUCUUACUAAAGUUGUUUUUUUUUUUACAACAGAAAAGGUAACAGUGGCAGUCAGAUACCAUUUUAAUUUUUUCAGGUCACUCAUUGUCAGAAAGAAGCAGCAUGCCGUAACGCCAUUCUAAAAAAUAAAUAAAAAAAUAUCAAAAUGGCUUACCUCUACAUCCUCUGAAGGGCCAUGCCCCCCAACAAAAUGUUUACUGCAUAUGAAAUGUGAAUGGCUUCACCUCGCUGGCAUUAAACUGGUCUUUUGGACGUCCGCGCAUGUUGAUCCAUUCUACACAUUUUUUUCCUCCGAGUUUUUGGUUUCGGUUUGUCUUAAUGUUGUAAAAAUCUAGUCGUUUCUACAAGUUCCAUAGCAGCCGUGCUUGAUCGGCAUGUUCGUUUUUGAAAGAUUACCGGAGAAAACUAGCAGAAAAAUCCCACUAUAAUGUUCAACUUCCACUUUACGAUGCGACGUCACGGUCUAAAAAUAGCAUUUAUGUGAUACGCUAUUGCUUUGUAGCCCUUUCUAGCCUUGUGGGGGUGGACAAUUUUGUCUCGUGUCUUUGGACAGCUCUUUGGUCUUGAUCAUGUAACAAGUUUGAGUCUUACUGAUUGUAUGGGGUGGACAGGUGUUUUUAUGCUGUUAUCGACCUCAAACGGGUGCAUUAAUUCAGGAUGAUACAUGGAGUGGAGGUGGACUUUUAAUAGGCGGACUAACAAGUCUUUCAGGGUCAGAAUUCUGGUGUUCAAAUACUUAUUUGCAACUGAAUCACACAAGUAAAUUGUUAAAAAAUCAUGCAUUGGGAUUUACAGAUUUUUCUUUUUAGAUUCUCUCACAGUGGACAUGCAUGUACGAUUAAAAUUUCAGACUCCUCCAAUAUUUCUAAGUGGGAGAACUUGCAAAAUAGCAGGGUGUUCAAAUACUGUACGUAUUUUCUUCACUGUAUAUUUAUACAUAGAUACAUACAUAGGGGCUGCAACUAACAAUUAGUUUAAUAAUUUUUUUUUUUUUUGCGGGAAGAAUUUUUAUGUCCAUUAUUUGAAAUUGACAGUGCAGAAAAUACACAAAUUGAUUCUGAUCGAGUUACUGUUUAGGCAAAAAUGUUGAAUUAUUUUUAAAAGUGAAAACAUGUUUUCGAUUGUCUCAUUUUGAUUAAAGAUAAUCCGUUCGUUUUAAUAGAACUACAGAAAUCUCGGAAUAUUUCUUGUAGAAAUGUGGAGUAUCUGAGGACAUUUUGAAGAAAGAAAAUGUCUAAACGAUUAGUCAAUUGUCAAACUCGUUGCACCUCUAAUAUAUAUUUAUAUAUACAUAAAGAAACGAAAAACAAAAACUAACAUCAUUUGCAUUAACCAGCUCAGUGCAACGUCCUUUCAUGAACGGUAUUAUAUUAUGCAACAUACGUGUGCCCGCUUUAAGAUACGGUAUAUGUAUUAUGUACAUAUACACAUACAAACACGUAUACACCUUUAGUUUUAACCACUUUUGCUGCUAGUCUUUUCUUUCAAUCCUGGAAAAAAAAAAAUUGUGCAUUACAGUGAAAUUCAUACAAAUGUACAUUGUUGAAAUUGUGUAGAAUUAUAUCUCAUAUAUAGCGUUAUAGAUACAUCUAUAGAAAUAUAGAUGCUCUAUAUAUACAUACAUGUAUAUAUUUAUACACAUGUAUAUAUCCACACAUAUAUUUAUGUGUACUUGUAUGUGUGUGUGUGUGUAUGUAUAUACAGUAUAUACUGUAUAUAUGUAUGUAAAUAUACACACACACUUACACUAUACAGGCACACACACACACACCGUUUUCCUUUCAGUGCAUUUUUUAAGGCGUUAACAGUUUACUUCUACCUUUUCACAUCAGUUUUUGGGAGUGUUUUUGUUCAGGUUCUCCAACAAGGCUUUGGUGCACUGAUACUACUCGAUGUAUGCUUUUUUUGACAUCUUACAGCGCUUGGUGUAACAUUUAUGUGAUUAGUUCUGAAAUAGUGGAAGACAUUUUUGUAUUUUUUGGAAUAAAAAAACUUGCAGUAUAAAUGGUACUAUUAACUAUUCUGUAAACACUGCCUGUUUGGUUUUUUUCCCCCUAUUCCCCUUCUUGUGCAUAUAUUUUUUUGUUAAUUUAAGUUUCUUAGUGCCAUCCUGACGACCUCAAAAACAACAAUGAUGACAAAAGAAGUGCCUCAUGUCCAGUUUAGUCUCCAUAAGUUUAACAACUCUCUGUUCUGGUUCUUUCAGUUUGCUAUUAUUUUGUGCGUUUGAGAAUACCAAGUAUAUGAUGUAAAAUUGAUAGUCCCGAUAACUCCUAUGGCAUAGUUGUAUUUUCUUUAUACAGAUGUAGCUUGUUACUUUUCAUAAAUGUAUAAUGUAAAUAUGCAUACAUAUGUUUGUAACUGUUUUUAUGUUACAUCAUACACUUGUAAUUUGACAUAUCAAAUAACAUUAUCAUAAUAAAA